AUUCUCUUAAAUUCAUCUCUCUCUCUCUCUCUCUUUUCUCUCUCUCUUCGCCGUUUUCCAGUCAGGCGAUACAUACGUACAGAAGAUAAAGCGUAUAUUGUGAUUAAAAUCUGCAAAUUCAGUAUUUCCACUGCGAUUUGAUGCACCAGUGAACCGUUACAGCGCCAGAGGUCCUCUUAAUUGCAUUUAUUGCCGUUGGAUCAACCUCGUGAUUCGUGAGAGGUUUUUAUAGCGAUUCGAGAUUUCAGAGGUCGCGGUUUCGUUGUCGGCGAAGUCGAUAGAACGGAGCUAUGUCGGGUCCGCUGGAUCGGUUCGCAAGGCCUUGCUUUGAGGGGUCAUCUGGCAAUGAUGAGAGAAAAGAAAGAAAAUCUGAUUUUGAGAACUCAGAAGAUGAGAGAAGGACAAGGAUUGGGACACUGAAGAAGAAAGCUAUAAAUGCAUCAACCAAGUUCAAGCAUUCUCUUAAGAAAAAGAGUGGCAGAAGAAAGAGUGAUGGCCGAGUUAGCUCUGUUUCAAUAGAGGAUGUUCGGGAUGUUGAGGAGCUAAAGGUUGUUGAUGCAUUUAGACAAGCAUUGAUAUUGGAUGAAUUGCUACCUGAGCAACACGAUGACUAUCACAUGAUGUUAAGGUUCUUGAAAGCAAGGAAGUUUGACAUUGAAAAAGCAAAGCACAUGUGGGCUGAAAUGAUUCAGUGGAGGAAAGAUUUUGGUGCUGACACUAUUAUGGAUGAAUUUGAAUUUAAAGAACUGAAUGAAGUUCUAAAGUAUUAUCCACAUGGUUAUCAUGGCAUGGAUAAGGAGGGAAGACCUGUCUAUAUUGAAAGAUUAGGAAAAGUUGAUCCUAAUAAACUAAUGCAAGUUACCACGAUGGAUCGGUAUAUAAAAUACCACGUUAGGGAGUUUGAGAGAGCCUUUGCAAUUAAGUUUCCGGCAUGUACCAUUGCCACAAAAAGGCACAUAGAUUCAAGCACAACAAUCUUGGAUGUUCAUGGAGUGGGUUUGAAAAACUUCACCAAGAGUGCACGUGAGCUUAUAAUGCGACUCCAGAAGAUUGAUGGCGACAAUUACCCUGAAACACUCCACCAAAUGUUUAUCAUCAAUGCUGGUCCUGGUUUUAGGCUGCUAUGGAAUACUGUGAAGUCUUUUCUAGAUCCGAAAACAUCUUCCAAGAUUCAUGUUCUUGGAAACAAGUUCCAGAACAAGUUGCUUGAGAUUAUUGAUGGCAGUGAGUUGCCAGAUUUCCUGGGAGGUACCUGUACCUGUGCUGAUAAAGGUGGUUGCCUUCGUUCUGAUAAAGGGCCUUGGAAAAAACCAGAUAUCUUAAAGAUGGUUCUCAGCGGCGAAGCACGGCAUGCUAAACAAAUUGUUAAAGUUCUUAACUCUGAAGGGAAGUUUAUUGGUUAUGCCAAGCCUAAAUACCCGAUAAAAAGCUGUGAUACAUCUACUGCUGAGUCUGGAUCUGAAGCAGAAGAUAUGGCUUCACCAAAAGCAUUGAGGAAUUAUUCACAUCUUCGUUUAACUCCUGUUCGUGAAGAAGCUAAAGUUGCUGGGAGGGUGAGCUAUGCUGGUAGCUUCUCAGGGUAUGAUGAAUAUGUUCCCAUGGUUGACAAGGCUGUUGAUUCUGGCUGGAAGAGGCAACCAUCCUUUCAAAAGCUUGAUGUUUUGAAAGGGGCACUUCCAUUACCUGCUACUGAAAAGGCACCAGAACGAUUUCAGACACGGAUUUUGGCAGUGUUUAUGACCUUUUUCAUGACACUUGUCACACUCUUGCAUUCAGCAGCAAGCCUUGCAACUAAAAGACUACCUUACACUUCUUCCAGUCAUGAAAAAAAAUUACAUGGACUCUCUCCAGAUGCUGUACCAAAGGAGGAGUGUCGCCCCCCUUCACCAUCUCCACAAUUUACUGAGGCAGAACUCUUGUCCUCCGUUCUGAAAAGACUGGGAGAGCUUGAAGAGAAGGUUGAUACACUUCAAGCGAAGCCAUCUGAGAUGCCUUAUGAGAAAGAGGAACUGCUGAAUGCUGCUGUUUGCCGUGUGGAUGCCCUAGAAGCAGAAUUGAUUGCUACUAAAAAGGCUUUGCACGAGGCUUUAAUGAGGCAGGAGGAACUGCUUGCUUACAUCGACAGCCAAGAAGAAGCCAAGCUCCGGAAAAAGAAGUUUUGCUGGUGAAGACUGAAAAGGGACAGAGAAAGUGUGAGGUCGAGCGGUGUUGAUAUUACAUACGUUGCCAAACCCGUUAAAAAAAGUGUCAGUCAGUGGCCUUUUGUGUAUACUUGUUAACAUAUACCAUCAACGUUAACCUCGCGGAGGAGGAGGAUCUGCCACCCUCAGUCAUAUGAAGAUGAAGAUGAUGAUGAUGAUGUUCUUUGUAUUGAGAUAUGAAAGAGUAUAUACCAGAUUCGUGAGUUACUACUACUUGCACUGUUUAUGGAGUUAUCUUUUCUAUGAAUGAUCUGUAUCAAAUACAUUUUAUGGUUCCAUUUCCUGAAAUAUUGUUACAAUGAGCAAUAGAGCUUUCCCAUUGCGUA
This is a messenger RNA of Diospyros lotus (date-plum), 2527 nucleotides long. RefSeq names its product phosphatidylinositol/phosphatidylcholine transfer protein SFH8-like. The record is from RefSeq and is a predicted model, not a curated record. Bases 291 to 2168 code for a protein of 625 amino acids. Lineage: Eukaryota; Viridiplantae; Streptophyta; Magnoliopsida; Ericales; Ebenaceae. The transcript has 15 exons.